AUGCCCUGUUGGUAUUACGAAAAGGAAGAUUUUUUGCGUACUCCAUCAAUUUGCGAUGGUGUUGAUCCACAAACCGAAAAACGGUAUCGUCGAGAUGGGGCCAGGUUUAUUCUUGAAUUGAGUACACGGCUUCAUCUUCGUUAUGAUACUUGGGCGACAGCAAUUGUUUUCUUUCAUCGUUUUUACAUGUGCCAUUCGUUUAAGGCAUUUCCACGGCACGUUACCGCUGCGUGUUGUCUAAUGCUGGCUGGUAAGGCUGAAGAGACUCCUAAAAAGUGCAGGGACAUAAUUCGUGUAGCGCGAAGCAUUCUAUCUCCACAACAUUACGCUACAUUUGGAAGUGAUCCAAGAGAGGAGGUAAUGAUGUACGAGCGUGUCCUACUCAAAACCAUUAAAUUCGAUUUGCAAGUAACCCAUCCAUACGGGUUCCUUUUGCAAUACGCGAAGCGGUUUAAAGGUCCUCAGGAUAAGAUAAAGGAGGUAGUGCAAAUGGCUUGGUCUUUUAUCAAUGACAGCCUGGAGACGACCCUGUGUUUGCAGUGGGAACCCGAGAUUAUCGCUUGUGCGGUUCUUUACCUGGCCACGCGAAUGAAGUCAUUUAAUGUGACGGAUUGGCAGGGUAAAGGCCGCUCUGAUCAAUCCUGGUAUGAAUGCUUUGUUGAAGGUAUGACUGUGGAAGUGAUGGAGGAUAUUUGUCAUCGAAUUCUUGAUAUUUACUCUGAUGUCAAGAAUGAUGAUGUGGGAACAACAAAUAAUAUGACUACAAGUACUUCUGCUGUUGCUCCUCCUGUUCCGUCUACUGGGAUGAAAAGGAAAGCUGAAAGGGCACCUUCGCCUCCCCCCUCACCACCUCCUCCUCCGUCUUCCUUUUCAAGCCACUCUAAGAAAGAAACAUCAGUAGACCUAGCUCUUCAACAACAGUCCAAUAAUCAUAACAGCGGCAGUGUUACCUUCUCAACGACAACGACAUCGUUAGGGGCAUCAAUACCAUCAGCUGCUACUACUACAACCAGUGCUGCGCCUCCUGGUUUGGUAUGGAGCCAGCCUGUGCCGGCAGCAUUCCCAACCUUAAUUCCUCCCCCGCAACUCCCAACAGCAUACCCACCAAUAGCUUUUGGCGCAGGUGUGCCAACAGCCCCGCCUUUACCUCCUGGCAUUGCGCUGGCUCCAACGAUGCCACCACCUCCUCCAAUACCUCCUUCAGUCCUGGGCACCACUGCGCCACCGCCGCACGUCCCUGGGGCUCCGUGGCCUCCCAUGGCUCCACCUCCAGGCCUUCUGGGUGUGUCUCUUGUACCUCCACCGGCACCGACCUAUCCUCCACCAAUGCCGCCACCCCCACCACCGUCAACACAUCAUACUCUUUCUUGA
Molecule: messenger RNA, 1371 nt
Organism: Rodentolepis nana
Lineage: Eukaryota; Metazoa; Platyhelminthes; Cestoda; Cyclophyllidea; Hymenolepididae
Source: the annotation of a GenBank genome assembly